AUGUUGGUUUUGUUUCAUUGUCAGCGCAGUUUUUCGGAGGUGAGAAUACACGAGCUUUUUGCCAAGUUGGAAGAUGGUUUUGAUAGUUAUGGUGCAUCGGCGCCGAAUCCUCAGUCGAUGACGGUGGGUGGUGCGUCGUCCUCGAUGCCUGUCGUUGCAGCUGGUUGUCUCUUGGCUGCACCUCCACCCCCUCCACCAGCGACAGCUAGGUCACCUGGAUUGAUUCAUGGACUGUUUGGUGAGGAUGAUGAGACAGAUAACAUAUUGGGAGAUAGUGGGCCAUUCAGUUCUAGUUCAGCCCAACAACCGCCACAUUUCUCUACGUUGAACGUGGAAGCAAUCGGCCAACACCUGGACAUAGAUCCCACCUCCGGGAGGCAAGGGUUACACAAGGAAAAUCUUUCUGUAGACUUUCAGAUUGGCCAAUCUUUCCAAACUAAGGAGGAAGCUGUAUUGAGUGUUAAGGAUUAUAGCAUCCGUCAUGGAUUUCAGUAUUGGGUGAUUGAGUCAGAUCAUCUGAAAUUUCAUGGGAGAUGCAAGAAGUUUGGGAAUUGGUGCACGUGGUUGAUUCACAUCACACAUCGACAGCGCAAGGGUACUUGGGAGGUUAGAAGGUACAACGGACCUCACACUUGCUUGGCGACGUCGAUUUCUAGUGACCAUCGACAACUUGAUCACCAUGUCAUUUGUGCCAAGAUAUUUCCUUUGGCGAGGGCGGAUGCAGCGGUUAUGACAAAAGUGCUGCAAAAAGCUAAGGAGGCAACGUAUGGUUUCAGGCCUAGUUAUAGGAAGGUGUGA
Messenger RNA from Arachis duranensis, 798 nucleotides. RefSeq lists its product as uncharacterized. The coding region runs from base 1 to 798 and encodes 265 amino acids. The record is from RefSeq and is a predicted model, not a curated record. The transcript has 2 exons. Lineage: Eukaryota; Viridiplantae; Streptophyta; Magnoliopsida; Fabales; Fabaceae.